AUUCUGCUCAACUGCAGUGUUGAACUUUACCGGUAAAAGAUGAAGCUACAGCUCGGGGUAUUUCUCAUCGCCUGUUUGCUUUCCACUGUUUAUAGUGAAGGCUCAGUAGCGUUUUGCUAUAACUUGCCAACAUGCAAUGCUAGCACCUGGGCUACACUAGCACCACACGACUGCAACGGCACUAAUCAGUCCCCCAUCAAUAUUGUUACUGCUGAUGUGAAGCCUGAUAGCAACCUCACAGCCUUCAGCUUCAGAGGCUUUAAUGACAGCUCUGCCCUCAUAAACAUCAGAAAUAAUGGAAAAGCAGUGGAAAUCGAGCUUGAUAGUGCAAAGAUGAGCGUGUCAGGAGGAGGACUUCAGAGCCAGUACAAUUCCACACAGUUCCACUUUCACUGGGGCAACGGCUCCUCCGUUAACGGAUCAGAACACGCUGUGAAUGGCAGAAAAUAUGCAAUGGAGAUGCACAUAGUGAACCUUAGGACUGAUUUAACCACUGCUGCUGCUCUCAAUGACUCGAAGGGAUUUGCUGUUCUUGCUUUCUUUAUUGAAGCAACCAAUGACAGUGGCAAACCUGAGAGCUGGAAGAACCUCACCUCCUUCUUAUCAAACAUUACUAACAUCGGUGCAACUGUGGACAUUAUGAAUAUACUUUCUGUAGACAGUCUGAUUCAAGGAGUGAACCUGAAUAAUUAUUACCGGUACCAAGGCUCUCUGACCACACCUGCAUGUAAAGAAAGUGUGGUAUGGACUGUAUUCAAAGACACAAUCAAAGUCAGCAGUGAUUUGAUCAAUCUUUUCAGCAACACGGUGCGCAUCAACACAACAGCCGACCCAUUCAUCACCAACAACUUCAGACCAUUUCAGGCUCUGAAUACAAGGACUGUGACAUCACAACCAACAACAUCAAGCACAAUAUCAUCAGCAAGCACUCUGCAUCACACUCUAUUUAUCAGCACAGCUCUGCUCUACUAUGUAUUGUUCCUGUGUUUGUAGUCCCUUUCUACCAAGACACCAACAUGAUGAUAAGAGCAUUUGUUAGGUCUAGACACUUUUUUCCACUGAAUGUAUAAAUCAUACCUGAUCUACUUCAUGCGCACAAAUAUGUAAUAUUAAAUUGAUAAUUUCUCAUGAAAUACUAUAUUUAUUCUCAUAUGGUAAUUACAGAAUAUAGAAAAUUAAAAGCCAGGGAGUGCAAAGAUGUGUGAAUAUUAGUCAGGGAAUGCAAAGAUGUGCUGUUUUGUAGAGUACCUUUGUAUAAUGUCGGGGUUGAGUGGGUGGCCGGAGGAGCUGGCAUGUUAGCAAAUAAAAUAUAGUUGUCUUGGAAAUUUCUUGUGUUCACUUUUUAGUCUAAUUCUACUCUUUUUAUUAGGUGCCAAAAUACUACAAAAAUCUAUUACAAUUUGUAACUGUGCUGUUCUCUACAAACAUUUUUGUAUCAUUUAUUGAAAUGUUGUUCUAGAGUGACCUUAUAGUCCUUAUUUGAUGAUGUCACAAACGUGAGUCUAGUUUUCAGCAGCAGGGAAGAGCAUGUGGUCGUGGCUACUGCUCCUUGAUUUAAGUUGAUUUGAAGGUACUUUUGGUAUGUAGACAUUGCUACAUCAUAGUUUCCAUGCAUAUUUACAGUAAAUUGUUAUAUUUUAUAUGCCAGAUGUUAAUUUAUCUCUCUUUGUUUUCGCGAAUGGCACAAUCUAUUUCUGGAAAUAGUUGAUUCUAGCUACAAGGAAUGUGAAGAGCCUUUGUUGUGUUUAUGUGAACAUAUUAUUGAAUGUG
Tachysurus fulvidraco (yellow catfish) is the source of this 1770-nucleotide messenger RNA. Its product is annotated as carbonic anhydrase 4-like. The record is from RefSeq and is a predicted model, not a curated record. Gene Ontology annotation, cellular component: plasma membrane. The transcript is spliced from 9 exons. Gene Ontology annotation, molecular function: zinc ion binding; carbonate dehydratase activity. Bases 40 to 993 code for a protein of 317 amino acids. Lineage: Eukaryota; Metazoa; Chordata; Actinopteri; Siluriformes; Bagridae.